This is a messenger RNA of Naegleria lovaniensis, 2916 nucleotides long. RefSeq lists its product as uncharacterized. Lineage: Eukaryota; Heterolobosea; Eutetramitea; Acrasida; Naegleriidae. Gene Ontology annotation, biological process: establishment of mitotic sister chromatid cohesion; regulation of gene expression; replication-born double-strand break repair via sister chromatid exchange. Gene Ontology annotation, molecular function: chromatin binding. The record is from RefSeq and is a predicted model, not a curated record. The transcript has a single exon. Gene Ontology annotation, cellular component: Scc2-Scc4 cohesin loading complex. Bases 1 to 2916 code for a protein of 971 amino acids.
AUGAGUCAUUCUAGUAGUAACACCAGUUCAUCUUCUUUGAACCAUCACAACCACCACAACCAUCCACAACACGUGGUGUACAGCUAUCCUUCAUCAUCCUCGUCAGCAUCAUCAUCAUCGGGAGGAAGUACUAGUAUGGUUACAACUCCUUCUCAACAACAACAACAACUCGGUUCAUUUCACAUGAUGAAUUCACAACAACAACAACAACCACCAAUUCCACAACACUCAUCCACAUCACUUCAUCCACUUCCACCCUUUUCAGAAUCUUCUACAAUUCUUCCUGUCCAUUCUCAUGUGAAUACUCUUUCACAACAACAACAACAACAACAACACCUGUCAACAAAUUCCACAACAAAUUUCACAAAUUCCACAACAACACCAACACCCACCACGACUACCGAUCAUUUGACUCAACUCAUGAAUACAGUCACUUUGGUGAGUCAACACAAUUCCUACUCUCCUUUAUUGACUACGAGUGGUAGCAGUAGUAGUAGUGGUGGUAGUGGAAGUGGAAAUCAUCACACCACUACUGGUCAAAGUGGUGGAAAUGGAUCUUCGUUUUUUAAUUCAUUGAGUGGAAUGAAUUCAAACACUUCGAAUGGAAUGAUGAAUUCAGAAAGUAAUUUGGUGAUGGGUCAUCAUCAUUCCCAAUUUGGAUCCAAUGAUUCCUUGAUGAUGAAUAAUUUAACAUCUUCCAUGUUUCAACAAGUGAAUGGAAGUGUCACAUCAUUACUUGGAGUGAUCACUCCUUCUCAACCGACUGUCCACUUGUCGGAUGGUCACGUGUUUGAAAAUUCACCACAAAAUCAACAAUUGUUGACAUCUUCAUUCUUUUCUGCAUCGGCAUCCAAUGUAUAUCCUCCAACUGCCAUUUCUAAAGCAACUCUAUUUGGUAAAAUUAAUCAACAACGAGCUGGUUUUCCAGUGUGUUACAAUGUCCAAACUGCAAAAGUGACCAUUAAAUUAUUUAUCAAUCAGAAUGCAACAUCUCCCAUUCUAACCAUGACACAAAACAGAGUUUAUCAAUACAAUGAAUUUGAAAAACUAGUUCCCAAGUUAAAUCUAAAUGAGAUUGCCAUUUUUGGAUUUGUGGUAUUUUGUGAAAAUUCCUCUAAAAAGAGAGAAGUUUUGACACCCAUUGAUACCUAUUACAGUCAAUCUGUGAAUAAUGCUGAAUUUAGUGUCAAUGUUGCAAUUGGUACUUAUGGAAGAAAGUGCAGUGCUGAUCUUGUGAAACAUUGUGGAUUUAUUGUGGCAUAUCGAAUGGAUCGAGAUGCUUUUAUGAAACAAUCGAAUAAUGGUUCAAGUUUUUUCAGUGAUGACACGGCUCCUUUCGAUAAAGCAUUUGUACAGGAAGUGAGAUUUGGCUUUCGAAAGAAGGCAGGAAGAGAGAAAUUACCACUCAUUAAGGAACCUAUUUUAUGUGACGUUUCAAAACCUAUUGAAUAUUAUGAUUUUACAAGUAAUCAACAAAUUAACAAAUUGGAUGAUUUGUUGUACACACAUUAUCAACCCAUUACUCGAUUUGUGACAAGUGUGCAAGAAGCAGCAGAUGCUGUUGUGACACAACCAUUGGAUUCACUCUCUGUGAAAGAUAUUAAGAACAUGUCAAGUGUUGCUGCUUCUUCGAGUAGUCAUACUAGUGGAAUGCUCUCUCCUUCUGCAACUACGACCACUUCCAUGAUGGAUGACAGUACCUCCGAACAAACAGCUGCUACACAUUUAGAAACUGUCUUUCCAUCAUUAAUGGUACAACCAUCGCAACAUCCUCAACAACCACAACAAACGCAACAUCAUCAACAACCACAACAAACGCAACAUCAUCAAACACAGUCAUCCAAUCAACCUCAAGCAAAUGAAAUGACACCCGAGUCCAAAUUUGAAGAAGAUGGUUUUGACAUGUAUAUCAACAUGUCCAUCAUGGAAAAUUUAUCAAAAUCAAGUAUUGAACGAUGGGCACCUAUUGAACCCAUUGUGAAUGAACAUCCAAGUUAUUUGGCUGUGUUGUUGGGACUCAUUUACUCGAGAGGAUCCUUUUCGAUUGUUGAGAACAAAAAUUCUUCGAACAUUCCAAUUAAUAUCAAUGCCAUUUCAACACUACUCACCAAAUAUUAUGGUACAGUCACAGUAGGGACACUUGUUGGUAAUGUGCAAAUUGAUUUGAAAGAUGUGUUCAUGAAUAAUGACAUUAAUUUACUGUUAGUCUAUCUUCAAGUCAAGGAAUUAGUUCCAUGCUUUAUUGCUGGUGUAUAUUUGUAUUGCUUACUUUAUUACACGAAGAGUGAUUUAGAUAAGCAAGUCAUGAAGGAUUAUGUUGUAAAUAUGAGAACGAUAUAUACACAAGUGACACAACAAUUCUAUUUGGAGGAUUUCAAAACCACAUUGGAUAUUGGUGACGCAUUGGCAAGAGAUUAUUCAGUUGAAUUUAUGAAUCUGGCAUUCAAAAAGUUGAAGAAUUACACUGUAAAAAUUGGAAAGUAUUACAACAAGUUAAUGGCAGAACAUGGCAUUGAGCAAAUUCCUCAAAAUGUAGAAUUUAACAAACAAGAGCGUUUGGAGACUGUAAUUAAUGGACUCAGCAACUUUUUCCUUGGCAAUGAAAAUCAAAAAAAGAGAGAACGAGGAAUUGAAUAUUCUGGAGCUGGAUCAAGCUUUACUGGAAGUGAUUUUGUACUGCACAACAAACCGAGGAGAACGUUUGCACUUCAAAAGUAUGAAGAUCAGAAACUUAAAGUUUUUGAGGCUGAUAGAAAUCUCAUGUACAUGCAAUCCUGUUAUUCUUCCAAUCCUAUUGCUGAAAAUUCAGAGGUUCUACAAACAUUGUGUGAAUUGGAAAUGAGGCGUUUGCAGUUGGAGAAAGAAUUUGAGGAAAAACUACGUAUCUUGGCGGAGAAGGAAAGAAACAUGUUUUAA